AUGCCGGUCAUUUUGCAAGGAAUUGUCCGCGUGGACGGGGCUCGUAGCGAGUCGGGUUCGGUGCAGCAGCCGAGGGCUCGACAGGGUUCUAGUCGACAAACAUUUCGGGGCACUCAGAGGCAGCAGCAGCCUCACUUCCAUCAGACCACUUCAGCUCAGGAAUCUCAGGCCGAGAGAGGAGCGAGUUCAUCUACGCCUACUCAGGGUUCCGGUCAUCAGGGUGGACAUGUUCAAAGUCAGACUACGCAAGGGAGAGCUUUUGCUAUCACUUAUGCUAUUCCACCUCCACCACCUUUUAUCACCUCUCAGACCCCGGAGACUUUGGUUGUGAGGGGUACAUUUCUUUUGUUUAACUUAUUUGCUAGAGUGUUAUUUGAUUUUGGGGCAUCACAUUCAUUUAUUGCUACAUCUUUUGCUUGUGCUUUGGAAUUGGAAAUCGAAAGUAUCAAUCCUCCAUUAUUCAUUGAGACACCCAUAGGGGGUAGAUUACCGUUAGACCAUAUUUGCCGGGAUUAUUGCUUCAAGCGUCGGGUUCGUAUUUGUUCGCCUAGGGGUACUUGUUUUGAAUUCUUCGGGGAAUGUUGGGAACCGUUAAAGCCGUAUUUGUGUGGGUCUAAGGAACAAGAGUCGGUGUAUGCUUUAUUAGCGAGUUUGGCCUUAGAUGAGGAUGUAUCCGAGCGUGGGGAAUUACCCCUUGUUGUUUGCAAUUUUCCGAACGUAUUUCCGAAGGAGUUACCCGAUUUACCACCCGAGAGAGAAAUCCAAUUUACUAUUGACUUACUUCUUGGUACCCCUCCUAUUUCCAUACCUCCUUAUCAUUUUGCACCUGCUGAAUUGAGGGAAUUGAAGACUUAG
This is a messenger RNA of Rhododendron vialii, 855 nucleotides long. RefSeq lists its product as uncharacterized. The record is from RefSeq and is a predicted model, not a curated record. NCBI's taxonomy places the organism in Eukaryota, Viridiplantae, Streptophyta, Magnoliopsida, Ericales, Ericaceae. The transcript has 2 exons. Bases 1 to 855 code for a protein of 284 amino acids.